CCUCCUCCUCCUCUUCCAACACCAUCUCUCUGCUGGCGGACCGUCAGACCCUCAGCAUCUACUGUGACGGUGGCAGUGGUCAGGGAGACGCAGAGCCAGGCGAGGGGAUACCUAUUGAGCAAGGGGGGAAUCGUGCACUAAACCAUUUUCUUGGAAGAGCCCGUGUCUUUGAUGGGAAGAGGAUGCAUUGUGAGCCACUGGAGGAGCCUGAUAUGGAUUCCACAGAGAGUUGGAUUGAAAGAUGUCUCAAUGAAAGUGAGAGUAAACGCUAUUCCAGUCCCACGUCCCUGGGGAACAUGUCCACAGAUGAACAUGAAGAAAAAGAAAAUAACAGAGCUUCAAAACCCCAUUCGACACCGGCUACACUGCAGUGGCUGGAGGAGAACUAUGAGAUAGCUGAAGGAGUGUGUAUUCCCCGGAGCGCUCUGUAUAUGCACUACCUCGACUUCUCGGAGAAGCAGGACACACAGCCGGUCAACGCCGCAAGCUUUGGAAAGAUUAUAAGACAACAGUUUCCUCAACUGACUACCAGAAGACUGGGAACACGAGGCCAGUCAAAGUAUCAUUAUUACGGUAUUGCGGUGAAGGAAAGCUCCCAGUACUAUGACGUGAUGUACUCUAAGAAGGGUGCAGCGUGGGUGAACGAAACAGGGAAGAAAGAGGUCACCAAGCAGACGGUGGCCUACUCCCCCCGCUCCAAGCUGGGGACCCUCCUUCCAGACUUUCCAAAUGUCAAAGACUUAAAUUUGCCAACUAGCCUGCCAGAGGACAAGGUGUCCACCUUCAUCAUGAUGUACAGAACGCAUUGCCAGAGGAUACUGGACACCGUCAUCCGCGCCAAUUUUGACGAGGUCCAGAGCUUCCUGCUGCACUUCUGGCAGGGCAUGCCCCCCCACAUGCUGCCCGUCCUGGGGUCCGCCACCGUAGUCAACAUCGUGGGGGUCUGCGACUCCAUCCUCUACAAGGCCAUCUCUGGGGUCCUCAUGCCCACCGUCCUCCAGGCCCUGCCCGACAGUUUGACUCAGGUCAUUAGAAAAUUUGCCAAACAGUUGGACGAGUGGCUGAAAGUAGCACUUCACAACCUCCCAGAGAACCUGAGGAACAUCAAGUUUGACCUAUCUAGAAGAUUCUCACAGAUUCUCAAGCGACAAACAUCAUUAAAUCAUCUCUGUCAGGCAUCGCGGACGGUGAUCCACAGCGCUGACAUCACCUUCCAGAUGCUGGAGGACUGGAGGAACGUGGACCUUAACAGCAUCACCAAGCAAACACUUUAUACCAUGGAGGACUCCAAAGAGGACCAGAGGCGGCUCAUUAUUCACUUGUAUCAGGAGUUUGACCGUCUGCUGGAGGAGCAGACUCCCAUUGAGGCGUACAUCGAGUGGCUGGACUCCAUGGUGGACCGCUGCGUCGUACAGGUGGCAGGCAAGAGGCCAGGGUGCCUGAAGAAGGUGGCCCAGCAGUUCCUGCUGAUGUGGUCGUGCUUUGGGACCAGAGUCAUCCGGGACAUGACCCUUCACAGUGCACCCAGUUUUGGGUCCUUCCACCUGAUCCAUCUCAUGUUCGAUGACUACGUGCUCUACCUCCUGGAGUCCCUGCACUGUCAGGAGAGAGCCAGUGAGCUGGUCAGGGCUAUGAAGGCUGAGGGCAGUACAGCAGACGUGGAGGAAGUCAUGAUCACAGAGACCACGCCCCCUCCCAUAUCCCCCGUGCCCUACUCACCCACCCGCUCUGUCCCCUCGGAGGACGCCCCCCCUACCUGCUCCCCGACAGAACCCCCGUCCCCCGAGUACACCACUGUCCCGGCAACCACAGCAGGCGCUGUUCAGUCAUAUACCUGGUCCCUUACAUACACAGUGACAACGUCAGGCGGCUCCCCCCCCCACGGCGACUCACAGCCUCCCUGCGUGCGCAGCGGAGCCCCGGUGCCCCCCACCACCUCCACCACCCAGCGGACCCCCCCCAUCUACACACACAGAGAGGAGCACGGGUACACUGGAAGCUACAAUUACGGAAGCUACGCCAAUCAACAUCCUCACUCCAUCCAGAGUCAAUACCCUAGUCUAACCCACGAGCCAGGCAUCCCAGCCCCGCUGCACUACUCUCCCUACACACGCUCACCUGCACAGUACCCUCUCAACAGCCCCAUGUCUCGGAUGGAGUCCUGCCUGAUGAGCAGCUCUCCCCGGCUGCACCCGGCGCCCGGUGCCCCCCGCUGGCCGGAGGUCUCCCCGGCCAACAGCUGCUACAGCAGCCCUCCUAUGCACUCUGCGCGCUACGCCUCGCCCGGCGACAUCUACACCCCGCUGGGCCCGCGGAGGAACUCCGAGUACGAACACUCCCAGCAUUUCCCUGGAUUUGCUUACAUCAACGGAGAGGCCACCACCGGAUGGGCCAAGUAGCCAACCAGCACACAGGAACUAUUCCGGACAGCCAAUCAUACGCUGACAAGUAUGAACGCAGCCCUCCCCGAUUCUCCCUGAAGGCACCCAAUCAAUUGAAUGAUGGAGCGGAGGAACUGGCCUCCCUUUCGCUGACGUAUCACAUCAAUCAACCAAAUGACUGUGAUGUAGUUUAUAUUGUAGUUUGUACGAAGAAAAAAAUAUUAUAUAUAGUUUAAAACAUAUAUAUCGUGAGAACUGGCACCGGAAUCAUUCAAGUGCAAUGCUUCUGCCAAGCUGUGCCUUUAUGUUCUGUUAGGAAUGUACAGCUCUGAUGGUGUUUCCUGGUACCUGUCUGCACUUCACCACGCCCACACGCAUUUAUCCUCUUCUCUGUCCUCUCCUCCCUGGUGUCUGUGCUAGCACCCUCAUGGGUCCCAGGUUGUUAACAUGAUGCUGGUCUCACAGACACAUGUUGCAGAAGAGAUAGCGUUAAGCAACUGAAAACAUCAGACUGCAGUUGAUCCUACUGGCAGACAACCACUCUCUCUCUGUAUGUAUGUAUAUAUAUAUAUAUAUAUAUAUAUAUAUAUAUAUAUAUAUAUAUAUAUAUAUAAACAUUUAUAUCCAAGCAGAAUGUGUGCUUUAACCUCAUGAAGGAUGAUGAUCACAGUGGCCUUUUGCCUUCCCUUAGGUAUUUUUUUAAUAUAAUAUAUAACUGGAGGCUGUGACUGUGGUGUAGCCUGCCUCGUGGCUUCAGUGACAUCACUUGUUCUGUACAGUACUUCAGUAACUUUGUAACAUGGCGUACCCUUAAUGUUACCCGUUGCCUUUUGUUUCAACGUUCAGUAUGUUCAAUAAAUGAACCCGUUAACUUA
Gadus morhua (Atlantic cod) is the source of this 3256-nucleotide messenger RNA. It is a transcript of the gene rfx4, whose product is annotated as regulatory factor X, 4. Gene Ontology annotation, biological process: regulation of transcription by RNA polymerase II. NCBI's taxonomy places the organism in Eukaryota, Metazoa, Chordata, Actinopteri, Gadiformes, Gadidae. Gene Ontology annotation, molecular function: DNA-binding transcription factor activity, RNA polymerase II-specific; RNA polymerase II cis-regulatory region sequence-specific DNA binding. Bases 183 to 2399 code for a protein of 738 amino acids. The transcript has 18 exons. The record is from RefSeq and is a predicted model, not a curated record.